Messenger RNA from Archocentrus centrarchus (flier cichlid), 2370 nucleotides. It is a transcript of the gene slc39a7, whose product is annotated as solute carrier family 39 member 7. The coding region runs from base 148 to 1665 and encodes 505 amino acids. Lineage: Eukaryota; Metazoa; Chordata; Actinopteri; Cichliformes; Cichlidae. Gene Ontology annotation, biological process: intracellular zinc ion homeostasis; zinc ion transmembrane transport. Gene Ontology annotation, molecular function: zinc ion transmembrane transporter activity. The record is from RefSeq and is a predicted model, not a curated record. Gene Ontology annotation, cellular component: membrane. The transcript is spliced from 8 exons.
AUUUCGUUUAGUUGAGUAAAUGCCACGUCUUAUUCCCAGCCACCAGCAGCACCAACGCAGGCAGAAAUACUGGUAGUUCUGGACGCAGGACGAACGGUUAUCAAGUGGCCGACAGUCAGUGAUAUCUGACACUAUCUGGGCUUUAAUAUGGGCUGUGUACAUCUGCUGAUACUGACGCUGGCCACUUCUGCAGUACUGCUGUUAGCCUGUCAUUCAGCCACUGCUCAUAGCCAUUCCCAUGGUGAACAUGGGCACACCCACUCCCACGGCCACUCCCACGGAGAGGAUGAUCACCAUGGGCACUCCCACGGCCCUCAGGUGAAGAUGUUCCAUGGAGCAAGUAAGUGGAGCGCUGAGGCCAACCUUCCUCUGCAGGAAGAGGAUCAUGGACACGGGCACGCUCAUGAUCACGGGCACGCUCAUGAUCACGGACACGCUCAUGAUCACGGACACGGGCACGCUCAUGAUCACGGGCACGGGCACGCUCAUGAUCACGGGCACGGGCACGCUCAUGAUCACGGGCACGUUCAUGAUCACGGGCACGCUCAUGAUCACGGACACGGGCACGCUCAUGAUCACGGACACGGGCACGCUCAUGAUCACGGGCACGCUCAUGAGAAUGUUGUUCGAGUACACAAGGAGGGAGGUGGACAGUCACAUGGAGGUGAGAGGGCGAGGAGGGAGACAGUGGGAGAGAAGAGGAACAUGGUGGAGCUCUGGACACAGGCUGUUGGAGCCACCCUGCUGAUUAGUGCGGCUCCUUUCCUCAUCCUGUUUCUGAUCCCAGUUCAGUCCAACAGCGACCAGCACCAGAAUCUGCUCAAAGUGCUGCUGAGCUUCGCCUCUGGUGGGCUGCUGGGUGACGCCUUCCUCCACCUCAUACCGCAUGCUCUCGAGCCCCACUCACAUCAUGGAGAUGGAGAUCAUGGACACUCACAUGCAAGUAAAGAGUCACAUGACCACGGCCACUCUCACGGAGCUGCCCACGGUCACAUGAUGUCUGUGGGUCUUUGGGUUCUUGGUGGGAUCAUCGCCUUCCUAGUUGUGGAAAAAUUUGUGCGUCUGCUGAAGGGAGGGCAUGGCCAUGGACACUCUCACGCUGCUCCCAAAGAGAAGGACAGUGAUGGAGAGGAAGAAAAGGAAAAGAAGAAGAAAGAGAAGAAAGAAAGUAAAGAUGAGAAGACAUCAAAGAAAGAGGAGAAAAAGAGGACAGAUAUCAAGGUGUCUGGUUACCUGAACCUGGCAGCUGACUUCACACAUAAUUUCACUGAUGGUUUGGCCAUCGGUGCUUCCUUCCUGGUUGGUCCAGCAGUGGGGACUGUCACCACCCUCACCAUCCUGCUCCAUGAGGUCCCACAUGAGAUUGGAGACUUUGCCAUCCUCAUCCAGUCUGGCUGCACCAAGAGGAAGGCCAUGUGUCUACAGCUGCUGACAGCCCUGGGAGCUCUGGCCGGGACGGCUUGCUCCCUGUUCGCUGAAGGCGUGGGCGCCGCCGCCACCGCCUGGAUCCUGCCCUUCACAGCCGGAGGGUUCGUUUACAUCGCCACAGUGACGGUGCUCCCAGAGCUGCUGGCGGGCCGCUCCAGUUUCGGCCAGUCUCUGAUGGAGAUUGUGGCCCUGCUGUUCGGAGUCGGCAUGAUGGUGUUGAUCGCAGAGUACGAGUGAGGCUCUGCAGAGCGGACAGACUUCUUACAGCGUGAGGUGGGGAUGCAGAAACGGAGAGGAAAGGGGUCAAAUGGUUUAAAAACGCAGGGAUCAUGAGGACUGUAUCUGUCAAAGUUGUGUUUUCUUAUUUUGUUUUUAAGUUGUAUUUUGGCACAAAAAUCAAUGGAAAAUGAAUAUUUUGUUGUCAAGUGUUUUUUUUUUGUUUGUUUUUAAGCAGUUCAUGCGCACAUCCAUGAUUUGUGUCACUACUUUGUGUUUUUUUUGAGAAGGAUUGUGAGCACUUCUCCAGUGUUAACACCUCUCCACUAAAGAAACUGACAGCUGGAAAAAGAACAUCAGAUUUUUGAAGAGGAGAAGAAGAAGAAGAAGGAGGGCCUCCAUCAGGGCAGGUGCAGCAGGAGGUGGACUCCUUCUGUACACCAGUCUCAGAAUCCACUUGUCAUCCACCUGCAGUCUAACUACAUGCUGAGCUGACAAUAACUUCCCUCCAAAAGUGGCUUAAGUCAAAGACAUUUUCCAUCUGAAUCCAUAUCUGUUUAUGAAGUGACAGGUCCUCCAUUCAUUUCAGAGUUUGGUCAGUGAAAGAGUGGAGAAUAGUGGUGAGCAGUGACCUGCUCAGUUCUCAGUUGUUUAAUGUCUGCUUAGUUUGAAUGUACCAACUCAAUAUUUUUACAUUCCACACAAUAAAAGUAAAUGUGGCUUUUA